Messenger RNA from Boeremia exigua, 796 nucleotides. Its product is annotated as kinetochore component CENP-S-domain-containing protein. Gene Ontology annotation, molecular function: protein heterodimerization activity; chromatin binding. The record is from RefSeq and is a predicted model, not a curated record. The transcript is spliced from 3 exons. The coding region runs from base 29 to 424 and encodes 131 amino acids. NCBI's taxonomy places the organism in Eukaryota, Fungi, Ascomycota, Dothideomycetes, Pleosporales, Didymellaceae. Gene Ontology annotation, biological process: replication fork processing; resolution of meiotic recombination intermediates. Gene Ontology annotation, cellular component: Fanconi anaemia nuclear complex; FANCM-MHF complex.
GGUCUGAACCAUACAUCAGCACGGCGUUAUGGCCUCAGUGGAUGGUGAAGCCGCUGAGCGAGAAGAGCGCCUCAAGUCCGCACUGUGGUACUCGAUCGGCCAGUUCGUCGACGAUGCUCUCCUCGCCGACGACAUGAAUGCAACACCGCAGUUCAUUGGUGCUUUGACUGAGCUGGUCUACACACAGAUUGCCAAUACGUCUCGCGACCUCGAAACCUUCUCCCGUCAUGCCGGCCGCAAAGCUGUCAAUAACGACGAUGUAAUGCUACUCACGCGGCGCAACGAAGCCCUUGAAGACAUCCUUCGGCGGGAGCUGGACCAAAUGAAGGCUGCUGAAGGACGGGGAGAGCAACAACAAACCGUUACUACAGGGAAGAAACGAGGCAGGCCUUCUGGCGGCGGCAAAGGGAAGGGGAAAGCCUAAGACAACGUCUGAACUAGUUCUCGAUACGCUGUGUUUUGGGCGUUGAUUUGACAUGAUACCCGUGGGCAGGCGCAGCUCACACACGGACCUAGAAGCAAUGAUGCACUUUGAAAGUCAAACAAUAGAAUGCAGAGAGUGCAGAGAGUGCAGAGAGUGCAUGUAUCCAAGCAUCCACUCAGCAUGAUAAAGCCCCUGCGUCCUGUGCUGUUCCGUGUGCAAGUCACCCACCAGCUGAAGGGACUCACAGCACAAACAUUGCUCACCAAGCCUUCUCAAACAUAGGUAUCGUUGCACCCUAGUAUUUCUCUCUCGUUGCAUUCGCCAUUUCGUUAGGUACUCCAGCUUCCACCGCUCACGUGCAUUUUGCCCCCC